AUGGACGACGACCUUGUCCUCAACCUUGCCUCCGACGAUUCUACUCCUAAUGGUAAAGGGAAAAGCAGCGCGAGGAAAGGUGGACGUUGGACAGAAAGAUUGAAGGCGAAAAGAGUAGCCAAGCGGAAGGCUCGACCAGGAGACCUGGAGAGUGUCAAUGUACAACCAGAGGUGGCUGAAGAACGACCCUCGAAACGACCACGGACAGCUGCUGUUGCUCCUUCAAAUCAUGAUCGGCCCGCUGCUCCUUCUCGUCCCAGCACUCAAAUCAUCUCUUCCCUUUUCUCUUACAAUCCGACGGUCAAUAUCCCAGAUAAACCGAAAAUACCCAAGUCCCUCGCUCGUCCCAGCAAUGCCCCCCUGACAGACUCUUCUUCUUUCGCAGGGCUUGGUGUGGAUCCACUGCUAGUCACGCACCUGUCAAAUAAGAUGGACAUUUCAAAACCGACCUCUAUACAACGUGCGACCCUCACCGCUAUGCUUUCUUCCUCAGGCGCAGACAAGGAUAUAUUCAUCCAGUCACAAACCGGGUCCGGAAAGACGUUAUCCUUUCUCAUUCCCAUAAUCCAAGACCUGUUGCCGCUGAGUAGUCUCUCGUAUAUUGACCGGUCAAUUGGUACCCUGGCUAUCAUAAUAGCGCCAACGAGAGAGCUCGCAAAACAGAUAUCGGAUGUAUUAGAAGCACUACUCAAAAUGCGUCUACGCCCAGAAGACGAGUCUGCCAGUGACGCGUCUUCAACACGCCUAACACGCUGGCUUGUAUCCGGUUUACUCACAGGAGGUGCCACGCGUACUCAUGAAAAAGCUCGUCUGCGCAAGGGACUCCCCAUCAUUGUAUCAACACCUGGUCGACUCUUGGAUCAUUUGCAAAACAGUGCGUCCUUCAACGUUGGAAAAUGUCGUUGGUUGGUACUGGAUGAAGCAGAUCGCCUGAUGGAACUAGGGUUUGAGGAAACCAUUACGGGCAUUCUGAACGGCCUAAACGGCAGGAGAAAUCUGGCUAUCCAAGCCGCACAGGAAGGAGUUGGAAGAGAUGUCGGUGGUUGGAAUUGGGAACGUCGCAGGCGGACUGUGCUUUGUUCUGCAACUAUACGAGAGGAUGUUCAAAAGUUGGCUGGGGUAGCCCUCGUCGAACCUUUGAUGAUCAAGGGAUUCGAAACGGACCCACAGAGCAAGUCUGCAACGUCCAAGAACACUCCACCUGAAGCAGCUUCUGGUCCAGAGCAGUUCACUCCCCCUUCCCAGCUGUCGCAGAAAUAUGUCGUUGUUCCUUUGAAACUGCGGCUGGUGGUUUUGGUCGCCCUCUUACGCACCCUCAUUGCUCAGUCCCAACGCGGAAAUAAAGUGGUCGUUUUCUUUAGUUGCACAGAUUCGGUGGACUUCCACUGGCAGCUUCUUGGCGGUUCGAUGAUGCAGGGUGAUGUGUCGCAGGAAGACGGUUCUGAUGAUGAUUCUGAUGACCAAAAUGAAGCAGAUGCUGAGAAAGAGGAUAAACAGAUUAUUGAAGUCCAGUCUCCACUCCUACCAGACACAUCCAUAUAUCGACUUCAUGGAUCAUUGGCCACGCGCCCACGUCUAGCGUCUUUACGCGGAUUCUCGAACUCUGGGAAAUUGAAAUCAUCUACGCAUUCCUCCAUUCUUUUUUGCACCUCCGUGGCUUCCCGUGGGCUUGAUCUCCCUCUAGUACGAGCGGUAGUGCAAUACGACCUGCCCACGGAGGGAGGGGAGACCGAGUACGUCCAUCGAGUCGGCCGUACAGCCAGAGCUGGGAAAGGCGGUGAGGCUUGGAGUAUAGUCGCACCUAGCGAAGCUGAAUGGAUCAAGUGGAUAGAAGGAAAGAUGAACAGCGACGAUAAACAAGGGAAGGUAUCGUUGGAAGGCACUUCUGUGGAUACCUUACUGCAAAGCGGGUUCGGCGGUAAAGGGAGCGAAUCUGAAGGUCGCGCUACUGAUGUACAGUUGUCUUUUGAACGAUGGGUUCUCAGCAAGAAAGAUAAUAUCUCCCUCGCUCGCAAGGCCUUUUUGUCGCAUAUGAGGGCAUACGCUACCCAUCCUUCAUCGGAGAAACAUAUAUUCCAUGUACGGCAUCUUCAUAUCGGACAUCUGGCCAAGGCAUUUGCCCUGCGAGAUGCGCCCAAAACUAUAACUGGUAGCGGCCAAUCACAAGGUAAAAAGUCAGGCGGAAAGAAGGGUAUUCGUGACGCCCGUCAUAAAGACAUUGAAUCGCGCAUGACCGAAGUUGUCCGCUCCCAGGGCCGCUUAUCCAAGAAGGGGGGUGUCAUGAACAGAAGUGGGACAUCUGAAUUCCAGAUCGCUGGGGGGGAUGCACUCGAGAAGCUGGUGAACCGGAUGGGAUCAUGAUAUCAGUUGCAGGUUGGGCGAUGUUAAAAUCAUGUACUUGCAGUGCCUCUAGUCGAUUUUUUUGCGCGGCCCUCACAAUCCGGAUCAACUGCAGCUGUGGUUGAGGCAGUGUGGUUGAGUAAACUUACGCAGCGCCCAAGGAUCUUCCGACGAGUAAUAUCUUUCAGGAGUAGAUCCGUAGCGCCGAGGUUAAAUUCUUAAUAUAUACACAGGCGGACGCAAUGAUAAAUGACGUAC
Messenger RNA from Desarmillaria tabescens, 2598 nucleotides. Its product is annotated as P-loop containing nucleoside triphosphate hydrolase protein. Gene Ontology annotation, molecular function: nucleic acid binding; RNA helicase activity; ATP binding. NCBI's taxonomy places the organism in Eukaryota, Fungi, Basidiomycota, Agaricomycetes, Agaricales, Physalacriaceae. Gene Ontology annotation, cellular component: nucleus. The coding region runs from base 1 to 2361 and encodes 786 amino acids. Gene Ontology annotation, biological process: ribosome biogenesis. The transcript has 3 exons. The record is from RefSeq and is a predicted model, not a curated record.